CUCAUCAUGAACAUCAACAUCAAGUACAGCAAAGCCUCAAAUAACGAAACCAUGGUUCAAGCGCAGUACGAGACAGAACAGUUCCUUCUCUUCGGAGACAGCAUCACCCAGCAAAGUUUCUCACAAGAACGCGGCUUCGCGUUUGGAGCCGCGCUCGCGAACGAAUAUGUCCGUCGUCUAGAUGUCAUCAAUCGCGGUUUCUCGGGCUACAACACGCGUCAAGCACUUGAGGUGCUACCUCAUGUCAUUCCGCCCCGGUCUUGCACCCGUAUGCGCUUCAUGACUGUCUGGUUCGGAGCAAAUGAUGCUCGACUCCCGAAUACGCCUGGAGAACCCCAACAGCAUAUUCCUCUGGACGAAUAUGUCGAGAAUACGAAAGCGAUUUUGGCACAUCCUGAUGUCAGAGGACAUGAAGGUGUUCGAAUCAUUCUCAUCACCCCUCCGCCCGUGGAUGAGCGGAAAGGUCUUGCGGCUGAUCAGGCUGGGAAGCCGAACAAUGGCGAUGUCAUUCGUCGCAAAGCCGUUGUGACGAGAGACUAUGCGAGAGCGAUCGUGCAGCUUGGGCAAGAAUCAAAUGUUCAGGUUCUGGAUCUCUGGAGUACUAUGAUCACGCGUGCGGGUGGUGCGGUUGAGGAUCCUAUUCCUACUGGUGCGAUGGAGAUGCCACAAAAUGAGAUUCUGCAAAGUUAUUUGCAUGACGGCCUCCAUUUGAGUCCGGAGGGCUACCGAGUACUUUAUGAUGAGUUCCUGGCGCUCAUCAAGAGAGUAUGGCCUGAUCAGGACCCGGACCAGCUGCCUUUUGUCCUUCCUCGAUGGGACUCGCCGGUUUGGAAGAGGGGAUCGCUGUGAAAGGUGAGGAGCACUUAUCAAAGUGCUGAGUGGAAGGGAUAGGGCUACAAGGUGUAUGGGGCCUUUGUCCUUCUGCUCCUCGAAUCGAUAAUCGAGACUGGAGACACUGUCAAAGCUGUAUCUUAUCGACCGACACACUCGUGGAACUUAGGCUCACACCAGUUGACAUGCAUGCAGCAAAAACGACACUCUUCGUGAUGUACAGCGCAUAUACCUCUCAUCGCCAUCGUGUCUCGGCUUCCACUCACCACAUGCUCAGAGCAGAUACCAAAACCUCACCACUAGACAGUAUUGCUCACACGUAGCGAGGCACUGCGCUACAUACAGACUCCC
Molecule: messenger RNA, 1182 nt
Organism: Cercospora beticola
Lineage: Eukaryota; Fungi; Ascomycota; Dothideomycetes; Mycosphaerellales; Mycosphaerellaceae
Gene: IAH1
Product: isoamyl acetate-hydrolyzing esterase
Source: RefSeq, a predicted model, not a curated record